Molecule: messenger RNA, 510 nt
Organism: Serpula lacrymans var. lacrymans S7.9
Lineage: Eukaryota; Fungi; Basidiomycota; Agaricomycetes; Boletales; Serpulaceae
Exons: 2
Coding region: 1-510 (169 amino acids)
Source: RefSeq, a predicted model, not a curated record
AUGAUUGCUAUCCUCUCAUUGCAUGAUGAGGUUGUUGGUCACCCUACUCAAGAGGAGAAGGAUUCUGCCAAAGCGUGGGUGGAGAAUCAAGUUUGUGCAGAAUGGAGAAAUGGGUGUUUGGCAGUUGACGGUACAAACAUUCCUCUCUUCCAAAAACCAAGCCACUUUGGAGAGACAUUCUUUGAUAGGAAAUCCAACUACUCUUUGAAUUGCCAGGCUAUUAUUCUUCCCCAUAAUCUCAAGAUCAUAGAUUAUGGUCUAGGGCAUAUAGGAAGCACUCAUGAUUCCUCUGCCUUCCAAGACACUCUGACAUCACAAAAGCAUAAAGACUUUCUGAACGAAGAUGAAUGGAUCUGGGCAGAUUCUGCAUACCCUAUCACAUCUUGGUGUGUAGCACCAUUCAAGCAGCCACCAGGUUGUAGCCUCACUACAAGGCAAUCUCAAUUUAACUACCAUUUAUCACACAUUCAUAUACGCUGUGAACAUGCAAUUGGACUUCUCAAGAUAUGA